This is a messenger RNA of Nomia melanderi (Alkali bee), 2460 nucleotides long. RefSeq lists its product as uncharacterized. Gene Ontology annotation, biological process: spindle assembly. Lineage: Eukaryota; Metazoa; Arthropoda; Insecta; Hymenoptera; Halictidae. Gene Ontology annotation, cellular component: HAUS complex; mitotic spindle microtubule. Gene Ontology annotation, molecular function: microtubule binding. The record is from RefSeq and is a predicted model, not a curated record.
AGCAUUGACCGUCUUCGGUGUAACCAACGCCUUUACCCUCGGGAGGUCUCCAGUUUUGCACGCCUCGAACAGUUCUCUUAAAGGGUCAGCAUUCCCCGAUCCCGACAGGGAAUCAGCAUUUGUCAACGUCGAUCUACGUCCUGCCAUUUUUACACCGCCAUUUUCACGCCACUGUCCCGAUGGAUACACUUCACUGGCUCAUAGUGUUGAAAGCUUUCACGACGACACCGAGAUGAGUUGCUAUGGCACAACUCAGUGGCGCCGCCUUCCACCUAGAAACACUCAUUUUUUAAAACUCCUCCGCCAUAUGAAGCAAUACUGCGGCAGGAUGCAAAGGACACGAAUAUAAAUAGAGAAUCUUAUUCUAAACGUUUGAUCAAUUUCACGAUACAAUUUGCCAUGCACAUAUGCCAUGCUUUAUUUGCAUUUAGCGGUGUUCAUAGGAAAGGAUUCAGGACUUUACAAAAGGACUUAAAAUGCGGUUAUAUUUUUUACGCCGUUACGUAUCGGACACAGCUAUGAUUUAGUGUGGUACUUUGUAUACAAACACUUUUUUAUUUAACACAAUCGUUGCCGGUAAGGAACAGAAUGUACGAAGUGCUGCCGGCUGCGGUACUUGUAGAUGUAAAGUGUAUUAUUUAUUUAUAUAUCAGUAGAAGUUUUAAACUAUGUCAAUUAAUCUUUGCUUCUACAAAAAUGUAUUUCUACUUAUGCAAGCUGUGCCACCAUCGCUUGAAUGUACAAACCGUUUCAACAAGGAGAUGUUUGAUAAACCUAAUCCUUCAGGAUUUAUUCAUAUGUCUCAUUAUUUAUUAUCAAUACACGACUCAAAGAGAUUUAAAAAAGCUGUCACAUGGCCAAUUUUGAGCAAAGAUGAUGAGAAACAAUAUCGUUUGGGAGUGAAAAAAUAUUUAGAUAUUAUAGCUGCUGAAAAUCCAGAUAUAAAGUUCCCACCGAUAUUAAUGUUUCAUAUAAUCCGGGCAGGAAGCAAAAAGUUCUUAACUAUUAUGUGGAAACUGUCACAAAUUAGUCUCAGAGCUUAUAUUAUGAGACAUUACAAUGGUAAAUUAUUACUAGCUCCUGAAUCAGGUGACACUAGUAACAUAACUAGAAUAUAUAUCACUAAUAUCAAUUUUAAAAGAGACCUUGAUAUUUCUAAGCACUCUGAGGAAACAAAAUUGGAUAUAGAAAGCUUUGAAUACUAUAUGCAAUGUAAAUUCACAGACUUGAAAAACCUGCAAGCUGAUAUAUUCAGUACAAUAGAAAAUAUUAAAAAAUGUGCACAGGUGGCUCCAGUUAAUAAAGUUAUUUUAAAACGAUUAGUGGAUCCCAAGGAUAUAGAAAUUAUAAACAUGUGGAAGACAAAUAUUCAUGCAAACAUAGAGCAUCUUAAUUAUAUGAAUUCAAAUUUAAAUAGAUCAAAAACUCUGAGUAGAAAAUUAAUCAAUAUAUUUUCAAGUUUACACACUGAUGCUAUAGUUUGUGAUGCUAAUAAUUUUUCGAAGAUAAAUACUGAGGACAUUGACAAUGGAUUGUAUAUAAAUGGCUGCUUGGUAAUUUAUUCUUUAAUAUUAAAGCUUGAUGAAAUAUUAAAAGAAAUAGAAUGCCAUCUAAAACUAAGUAACUUAUCUAAUUUGUCAAAUUGUGAAAUAACAAUUAAUGAAUACAAUAAAAUAAUGAGGUCCAUGGAAGAAACAUUUCAGAAAUUCAUAUUGGAAAUCACUAGCAGUACAUCUACAUUGCAAAAUAGCUUACAAGAGAGAUCAGCAAAUUUCAGUGUAGAGAAAGAUUCUUUUUAUUUUUUAUGUCGGAAAGUACUGUUUCCAUCUCCACAGUUUCAGUUUCAUUUUGAUGAAAGCAUAAUUGAAAAAGACUUGAUUAAUGAAUUAUAUGUAUCUCCAAAGAAAGGAAAAUAUAAAUACUUAUUUAAGAGGUACCAAAAAGAUAAAUUGGAUUCACCUAAGAGCUCAUCAUUAAACUCUUCUUAUACUAGUAAUGUAGGAGUAAAUACAACUAGUUGGUUGUCACCUAAAAGACAUUUUUCAAGUUAUGAGAAGACCCCACCAAAGAUAAAUAAUAAUAGAACAGUUUCUCCACGUUAUUCUAAAUUAUUUACACCCCGCAAGCGUGCUACGUCCAGUCCAAUAAAGCAGCGCAUAGAGAACAGUCCAAAAUCUACUAAUCAUAACAUAAAUUUACAGCCUGUGAAUUUAGAGGUUGCAAUGCAGAAUAUCUAUGAUCUUUCAACACAAAUUGCUAAAAUUGCAGCUUCUAUACCCAAGUCUUGAAGGAAAACAUUGAUACAGUUUGUUUAGAAGGUACACUGUUUAGAAUGAUUGAGAAGUAAAUAGAUUUGUGAGUAAUAUAUAUGCGUAUAAUAAGUUAAUAAAGAGUUACAUAUUUUCUAUAAAAAUAACUGUAUCUCUUACAUGUUUCUCAAUAAAUGAUAAUUCCAAUUUG